AUGAAUGACCCCUUUCACCAAGGAUUGACCCCGCAGAUAUCUUUGGCUUCAUAUGGCCAUAUUGACACUACACUCGACAACCACCUGCAAUCCGUCGCCCGCCAGAAUGCCGACACAUCCACCCAGGCUGUUCUGCCCUUUUCAAGUCCGGAGACCCGCACCAUGAUCGUGGCUACCGCUACCAGCAAUGCAGAGUCCGUCAGAGGCGUCAUCUGUCCUGACUGUCAAAAGCCAUACCGGCGCAACUGCGAUCUAAAACGGCACCUGAAGACACACACACGUCCUCACAAGUGCCCAGUUAGCAGCUGCAGCUACAGCACCACCGGCUUCCCAACGCCGCAGGAGCUCCUACGCCAUAAAGACGACCGCCACUCAAACAAGCCGCCCGAAUUCAAAUGCCAGUUCGCACCUUGCUCGUACAGGUCCAAACGGGAGUCGAACUGCAAGCAGCACAUGGCCAACGUCCACAGCUUGGCCUACAAGUACAGCCGGAAGAGCCACCGUGCCCGUGUUGCGGCUACAAUCACGAAACCUGACUCCUGUACCCAAGGUGUCCGCCCUGGGGAUACCGAUCUGCCAUAUUUUGACUUCACCCUGUACCCAGACCAAGACCAAGACCAACAGCAGACCACCAACCAUCCUUUGACUCCGGCACCCGAUGUUGUGUAUGGAAAUGACGACACCCCCGUUGUCUGUCUGGGCGGAAACAUCGCUGAUGUCGGUGACGAGAGCGGCUCGAGUGAUCAAUCGAUCGUGUCGAAUUCUUUUGUGCCUUGGGAGUCGCCUAUGACGCAGCAAGAGGAAAUCCACAACAUGAUCCAGAAUGUCGACAGCAAUUUUGACCCAACGCAACCUGUCUAUGAUAGCAACAAUUGCUCGCAAUCCCAAUAUCCUCUAUCAAUUCGGUCGCCAUUUAUUGAUCAGUUGAAUACCGCAGACAUGUCACCCCCAACCAUGUCGCACCCGUCAUCGUUAUGGUUGCAUCCGCUCGAGGCUGUUCAAUCUUGUCAGGACCUGCAGCCAUACAUAAGUGUACCGAGUUUUGUAGACGGCCUGGGAUCUGUUGGUGUCAUGCAAGCUGCAGGACCCCGGGAAUCUUAUAGCAAUCAGAUUGUCUCGCAAGCAACUGAGCGAGUAGUUCUGUGCUCUCCCGUCGACGAGGUCGCUGCCGAAAAACGAAAGCGAGAUAGGGACGAAGAGAGCGACGAGGACGACGAUGAAGACGACGAGCAUCGACGCAAACGACCGAGACCCGAUGGCGAAACAGACGACAGCAGUCUCACGUGCCCAUUUCGCAAGAUGGAUUCAAACUAUUAUAGUCGUGAUAGGGAUGAACGAUACUCAUCCUGCUAUACACCUCACGUGUAUAUCUCGACUCGACACCUUGGCCGAGCCGCACAUGGGCUCUUGGUUACUCCGCGCAGCAUCUCCUCGUUCGACGUUCUCGAGGAAGGAUACCCACGACCAAGAGCUGGUCUCUGUCGCAAAUGCUGGAGGCCGUUUCACGACAGAAACGACUUCGAUACCCAUGUCACCGCCCCAAAUCAAUGCGGCAAAGCCUCCCGCGGAAAACGGGAAAAGUACAACGCCAUCAUCAAUGCGUUUUGUGUGCACGGAGAUGGUUCUGAUGUAUCAGUAUCUUAUAAAGGACGAGAUCUGCUACCUGCGCAACCAAUCAGACGCAAUACAAGAUCAACUAGGCGCGAUGACCAGUCUCAGGCACAAACCUCCACCGUCCCUCGCCUGUCCGUUGAGUUUGACGCUGCUCGUGGCACUCCGGAUAUCAAAGAAUCACCAACUCAACAAGAGCUGAAAGUUCCACUUCAAACCGCCCACCUCGUGACUAGUGACUUUGUGCCACGCAUUGAGUAUCAAGGUCUUGAAAGGCGCGUCGAGGACUUGGAGGCGGCCAUACAACAAAUGACUGCCACAGGCCAAGCACAAUCCUCCUCGACAGCACCGAGGUUCGGCCGUCAAAGUGACGGUGACCCAAGGGGCCGAGUCGUUCGUGAUAUCAUCAGCCACAGGCGUCCUAUCCGGUCUGCCACCUCUGGGACGGAUGAAAGUGCACUGGAGAUAGGAAGCCUGGGAGGGUGGAUGGAAAGGCAAGAAAGGGUGGAAGAAGAUGAGAGGGCGAUGCUUGGGACAAAUCAAAUACCCGGCACCAGUGUCGAUGAGUAUACCGGCGCCAUCCCCGACAACUCAGCUCAAGACCUGGCUGGCAUCAGCAGGCCACACCGAACCUCGACCAACCUUUCAUCACGUUCAGACACCUCUUCUUUACGUCAUGCACCACCUAUGGCUCUCCGUAGCGAUGCUAGAAGCCAGGUUCCCUCGCGACAGCAACAACAAGUCCAGCCGCAACAGCAGGCGACCUCAAACACGGUUUUGGACUCGGGCUAUGGCGGAAGCAGCAAGCCAAAGGCCUCCCAGCAGCCAGAUGGCAGCACUGCGCCACCUGCCACGGCCCUUAACCCCGGCACUCCUGACACGGCCCCUUAUAUCUCCAUGGAUCGGACAGCCGAUUCAGCUCUGACAGAGAACCAUGUGGCGGAACUCCCGCAAGGAGGCUAUCCGUUUGAUGAUGGUGUUGAGGGGCCAUCCAUGUUUGCCGAGAUGUUCCUUACAGAUACUGAAGGUGAAGUGCUGUUCGACAACUGGCCUGAAUAA
Messenger RNA from Grosmannia clavigera kw1407, 2670 nucleotides. Its product is annotated as c2h2 transcription factor. Lineage: Eukaryota; Fungi; Ascomycota; Sordariomycetes; Ophiostomatales; Ophiostomataceae. The record is from RefSeq and is a predicted model, not a curated record. The coding region runs from base 1 to 2670 and encodes 889 amino acids. The transcript has 3 exons.